AUGUCGUCCCACGCACUCUCGGACGACCAGGUCGCUUCCGAGCUGAAGAAGAUGACUGCCUUCAUUCGACAAGAAGCCCUUGAGAAAGCUCGAGAGAUUCAGCUAAAGGCAGACGAAGAAUUUGCAAUCGAGAAAUCGAAGCUGGUUCGGGAAGAGAUUGCAGCCAUCGACAAGGAAUACGAGAAGAAGUUCAAGCAGGCGUCAAUGUCGCAACAGAUAACCCGCUCGACAAUGUCCAACAAGACACGAAUAAAGGUGCUCAGUGCACGGCAGGAACUACUAGAUAAGCUUUUCGAGCAAGCACGAUCAAAGCUGGGAGAAUCUGGCUCGAAAGACAAGAACUACGAGGAAGUCCUCAAGGGCCUGAUCUUGGAAGGCCUGUAUCUGCUCGCAGAGAGCAAGGUGCAGAUUCGGUGCAGGAAGGCAGACAAGGACAAAGUAGAGAGUGCCGCAAAGAAAGCGGCCGCUGAAUACAAAGAGAACAUGGGUAGCGAGGUUGAGCCCGUGAUCGACGAGAAGAAUUGGCUUCCAGAAGAAUCCACCGGCGGAGUUUUCGUGGUUGGCGGCAACGGCAAGAUCGAAUUGAACAACACCUUUGAAGAGCGAUUGCGCAUGUGCGAGAGUGAUGCUCUGCCUAGCAUCCGAGCCACCCUGUUUGGCGAGAACCAGAACAGGAAGUUUCACGAUUAA
Messenger RNA from Exophiala spinifera, 690 nucleotides. RefSeq lists its product as uncharacterized. Lineage: Eukaryota; Fungi; Ascomycota; Eurotiomycetes; Chaetothyriales; Herpotrichiellaceae. The transcript has 3 exons. Gene Ontology annotation, biological process: proton transmembrane transport. The record is from RefSeq and is a predicted model, not a curated record. Gene Ontology annotation, molecular function: proton-transporting ATPase activity, rotational mechanism. Gene Ontology annotation, cellular component: proton-transporting two-sector ATPase complex, catalytic domain. Bases 1 to 690 code for a protein of 229 amino acids.